Messenger RNA from Portunus trituberculatus (swimming crab), 621 nucleotides. RefSeq names its product protein ZBED8-like. Lineage: Eukaryota; Metazoa; Arthropoda; Malacostraca; Decapoda; Portunidae. The transcript has a single exon. The coding region runs from base 1 to 621 and encodes 206 amino acids. The record is from RefSeq and is a predicted model, not a curated record.
AUGUCAGCUUCAACAGCAACUAGAAAAUCUGAAAUAUUAGCAGAUGAUGUACUGGCACAGCUUGAUGCUGCAAUUCAGAGUGCACCAUGCAUAUCUUUGGCCAUUGAUGAGUCUACAGAUGUUACUGAUAAUGCCCAGCUUUUGGUGUAUGUGAGAUUUUGUAACAAAGAUAAGAAGGAGAUCUGUGAGGACCUGCUGGGUGUAACACCACUGGAAACACACACAAGAGGAGAGGACAUAUAUGCAGCAAUAAAAGAGAUGCUGAGGAAGAGGGGCAUAGAUCUGAAGCAGGUUGUCUCUGUCACCACAGAUGGUGCUCCUGCCAUGAUUGGAAAAGAGAGGGGGGCUGUGUCCCGGAUGAAAGAGGACAACCCAGAUCUUCUUGCAUACCACUGUCUCAUCCAUCAGACUGUUCUGUGUGCCACUCUAUCACAACAUUUUGCUGAAGUAAUGAACACAGUGAUGAAACUCAUCAACUUCCUUAGGGCAUCCUCAUCCCUUCAGCAUCGCCUCCUGAGAGAAUUCCUGGCAGAUGUUGAGGCAAAUGCCAAUGACCUGCUACUGCACAACAAUGUGAGGUGGCUGAGCAAAGGAAAUGCACUGGGACAGGAAAUUAAAUAA